Messenger RNA from Morchella importuna, 342 nucleotides. RefSeq lists its product as uncharacterized. The coding region runs from base 1 to 342 and encodes 113 amino acids. Lineage: Eukaryota; Fungi; Ascomycota; Pezizomycetes; Pezizales; Morchellaceae. The record is from RefSeq and is a predicted model, not a curated record. The transcript has 3 exons.
AUGUCUCCCAAAUCUAGAAUCCAUUCAUUGAACAACAAAAUAGAGGCCCUUGGGACCAAACUAGCUCGGUAUACAAACCGCCUAGACAUACUCGAGGAUACCCUAGUCAUGGGCAGAGAGCGUGCCUGGCCAUAUGAAGUCGUCCCUGGCAUAGACAGGGAGAAGAAACAGAGGGAUAUUGCGACUCUCAAGGACAAGAUUUCCCGCGUGGAGAGCGAUAUUGAAAGAUUGGAGGGUGAAGUUGUCGCAAUUCGACAAGGGGCAUCAGGAGAACGUUGUAACGAGGAACAAGAGUUCAAGAGUGGGUCAUUUGACACUUUCAGCAUCAGUACACACGAAUAG